Messenger RNA from Marasmius oreades (fairy-ring Marasmius), 1296 nucleotides. RefSeq lists its product as uncharacterized. Bases 1 to 1296 code for a protein of 431 amino acids. NCBI's taxonomy places the organism in Eukaryota, Fungi, Basidiomycota, Agaricomycetes, Agaricales, Marasmiaceae. The record is from RefSeq and is a predicted model, not a curated record. The transcript is spliced from 5 exons.
AUGAGUGCCCGGACGCCCUUCAUUCCCAACGGUUCGAGGCCAGCAUCUAGAGUCACUAAUAAGAAUAGCGAGCAGAAUGUAGAUCCCGUGUCCCAGCAAGCACUCAGCGCUCACUUUGUUCCCGAGACGAACAGCCCUUUGCACCAUUCAGAUGCGUCCUCAAAAGCUCAAUCGAUCCACAAAGGACCUUCUGGGAGUGUUCCAGAUCCCAAAGCUACUAUUCAAAAACCUCUCAACCUGAAUGGAUUCAUGAAAAAAAUCGCAGCUCUACCAAACUCUUCGUUGGAUUCUACUAGGCAAGGACACACCGCUCGUUCUCGUCCCUCCAUGGACAAACAAAACAUUGUUCACUCCCUUGUCAGACGUGAUACCACCGUGGUCGCUUCUUCGAAUCUUGUUACGCCCGUUCCUCGUCUCGCCAUUCAGUCUAUGCCUCCAGCUUUUUCUCUUCACCCAGAUUCGCCUGGUGCUUCAUUCAAUACGUCUGCACCUCUCUCUUCUUCGAAUCAACCAUCAUCAGAUGCCGAGAAUUUCAAGUUGAAUUUGUCAAUGUCCAAAGGAGCCCCACCUCAGCGCGUUCCUGUCGAAGAGAACUAUACUCUCUCAGGUCUCAUACCCAGAAAUCGGAACAAACGUACAAGGCCUAAUGAAGACGAGGAGCAAGAUCCAGAUCUAGUCUAUAUAGGGACGGCUGCUGCUAUAACUACCAAAAGAGCGCAGGUACCGAAGAGACACAAGCCUCAGGGUCAUCAGCUUGAUCGUCCCCCAGACAUCGAAUAUAUGCGGCAGUCGUUCUCUCCCCAACCCUUUUCUAGCCCAGUUGCUCACCUUGGAUCUGAAUAUAACGCAAGUCCUAAAGAUCCGACUGGCUUUUAUCACCAACAAAGCGGAGAGGGUCGCGGACAUUCGAAUGAUUUUUUGGAAGAUAACAAUAGCAAGAAUCAUGCUUCUACUGCCGGGACGAACAACACUCUCGAUACGCUUUUGGGCUGUCAGACUAACGUGUAUAUUGAUGACCAUAUGGCUCGCUAUCAGCAGCUGUCGAGCAAAUGGCAGGAGUGCACGAUAGAAGAAUGGGUGAAAGGUGCAGAAGAAAUUAUGGCCAAGUACUCAAAAGUACUGGAUUAUGUGAAGAAGCACAUGGAGUCAAAACUCAAGCUAUUGGCAUCUUUCGAUACUCAGAUUAAUGAACACAAAGUCAUCUUGGAGGGACGAGCUAAAGUCCUUGAUAGCGCAAAGCAGAAACUGGUGUCCAACGGCCAAGACAUGAUUGGUGAUGGGCCGUCCGGAUUCUGA